Fimicolochytrium jonesii is the source of this 997-nucleotide messenger RNA. Its product is annotated as ribosomal L27e protein family-domain-containing protein. The transcript is spliced from 4 exons. Gene Ontology annotation, molecular function: structural constituent of ribosome. Gene Ontology annotation, cellular component: cytosolic large ribosomal subunit; ribosome. The record is from RefSeq and is a predicted model, not a curated record. Gene Ontology annotation, biological process: translation. NCBI's taxonomy places the organism in Eukaryota, Fungi, Chytridiomycota, Chytridiomycetes, Spizellomycetales, Powellomycetaceae. Bases 104 to 511 code for a protein of 135 amino acids.
AUACGCCAGAUCCUGUCCGUCGAAUCGCCGUUUGAACUCCCCACAACGUUGUCAACGGCACGAGCUAUUCUUCGGCCCGACACAUUCAUCAUCACUCGACAAGAUGGUCAAGUUCCUCAAGAACGGAAAGGUCGUGCUGAUCCUCCAGGGUCGCCAAGCCGGCAAGAAGGCCGUGAUCGUCAAGAACUUUGACGAGGGCACAAAGGAGAGGCCUUACCCCCACGCCAUCGUUGCCGGUGUCGAGCGCUACCCAUUGAAGAUCACGAAGGGGAUGGGCCAGAAGCGUGUCGCCAAGAGGUCCCGUGUCAAGGCUUUCAUCAAGGCGGUUAACUACAACCACCUGAUGCCUACUAGGUACAACCUCGACAUUGACCUCAAGCAAGUUGUUUCGGCCGAGAGCUUCAAGGAGCCCACGCAGCGCGUCGAGUCCCGCAAGGCGAUCAAGAAGCUUUUCGAGGAGCGCUACAACAGCGGAAAGAACAGGUGGUUCUUCACCAAGCUUCGCUUCUAAGCUGGCGCCGUUUUGACAAGUCUUUGUUCCGCCGUGCCACGUGUAAAAUAAUAAAACCUUACCACCACCGCUUGUUCUGGCCUCUGAGAUGUGCGAUGAAUGUGGUGGAUCUUUACGGUUCGGGAAAGAGGUGGUGACUUGGAGACUCCUUGGAAGGUGGUUGGUUUGAGGUCGUGGGGACAGCAGCUUCCAGGGGUCGUGGCAUGGACGGGGAGAUGGGCCUUGCCGAGUCAGAAAUAGACCUCGGAUUACAAAGCCACUGCCCGAAGCCCCGAGUCCAGCUCCAGACAACUUUCUCAAAGCUGCUACUCGCACCUGCUCGAGGCAGCACUUCUCCCCUUAUCUCUCUUCUGUCGUUACUCGGCAUAUUUCUGCUAGUCGCUCUUUCUCGACGCGGAGUUGCUCUGCAGGUCCAUCAUCUUCCUCACUCUACAGAUUCCGCGCUCCCCAGCUAAUGUCAUUUCUUGCACUCGGUAUGAAGUGAAG